AUCAAUGCACUAGCUAACCUUCCCCCUGCAUCCUUGCUGCUUCGCUUCCUCGCUUUCUUACUUUCUACCGUAUUUUUCUCUAUUAUACGCUGCUUCUUGCGCUUUCUCAAUAGCGACUUUGAUUUUUUCCUUCUUUCUUUAAUCAAUAUCGUUUCUCUCCUACUAUGCUAAAAUGGUUCUAACAUUCUUCCGUUUCUAAUCUUUUAUCCAUUCCUAUACGUAUAAAGUCAUUUCCAUCAUGUUCUCUGUUUUUUUCAUCGUUAGAAUUCAUCGUUGGAUGUACGUAUGUCUUUUGAUAGCAUAACAUAGUCUCGGAAGAUUGAAAUUUUGACGUUUGCUCUUAUGUUAUAUCGUUACGUAGGUCGACGUUAACAAAUUCACCUGAAAAAAUUCAAUACGGAAUUUUCAAACCAUGUACUGGAUUGAUCAGAGAUUGGAGCAAAUAUAAUUCGACCCUAAGCCAGUCAACCAGAAAAUUGAUGCAUAUACCUCGAGUUCUAACGCGCGAGUCAAUAUUAUUUGUACUAGUUAUUUUUAAUAACAAAAUCAUGCAUGAAACGUUUCUUGUAGACGUGAUCGAUUUUUGUAUUAUCGAUGUACGUCUUUCUUAAUUCGCACUUUUACCAAGAUCGACAGAGAAACGAAUAAACUGAAAUAAUAUCGAGAUAAACGCUAAAGAACUUUUGACUGCUUAAUUAUGAUUAUGAUUAUUGACUACUUCAUUGUUAUUUUAGCAUAAUAGAUACAUAUUCCCUUUUAAUUCGUAGCCGUAAAAUUAUUCGAAUUUCAUAGAGAGCGUCAACGUCAUCAUUCGUACCAACGUUAUAGUCGUCGAUCUUUUCCUACAUUCGAUUUGAACAAGUGUCGCAUUGUGUAGUGGUUUUGUUUUUUUUCAUCUGAAUUUGUGUAUAUGUUGUUCCACAAUGAGAUUAACAGGAUUAUAUUGUGCCCUUUUCAUCGCAUGCUGCUUAUCAUUUAGCCACGCCCUGGAAUGCUAUGUAUGUACCAAUCAAGAGGGUAAUCGAGAAAAAUGUUUAAAGAGUACAAAAAUCUGUGAACAGAGUCAAGACACGUGUUUAACGGAAAUUAAAUGGGGAAGUACACCAUAUUGGUCACAAGGUGCGAAGAAACAGUUUUAUGUUUCAAAGAGAUGUGCAACGAGAAAAGAAUGCGAAAGAAUAAAACAUUCUAAUAUGGGAGAUUGCACAUAUAUAUGGUACGAAGACUGGAAAUGUUCUGAUUGUUGUCAAGGAGAUAAAUGCAAUUAUUAUGUUAUCUCUGCAGCAGAGAAAAUACAUAUUUCCUGGUUGAUCGUAAUGAUAUCUUUGCAUAAUUUAUGGCACAUAGUGAAAUGACGAAUAAUAGCAAAAGAUAUUGCUCCAGCAUUGGCUUCUUGCAACUAGUGAUAUUCCUUUUCAUUAGAAAAACAAUGUUUUUCAACUGUGCAUGGAACAAAUAAUUAUAUAUUAUAUAUAUUUUAAUUGUACCUAUAUAUAUAUAUAAGUUGAUACUUUGCAUGUAUCUGAAAGGAACAUAUUUAGGAACAAAUGACGAUGCGGAGUAUUUCUACGAUAAAAGUAAUUCAUACUCCCAGUAUCAUAUAAUCUAUAUUAUAAGGUAAAACAACGAUGGAAUUGAAUUUGAAUCCGUCCUUCGUUAUAACAUGUAUACAACAUCUCUUUGUAUACAACAUCUGUUCAAUCCGUCCAAACACUCCUUUUAUACAUUUUGUUAAGAGAAUUUUAUUAAAUAAUGCAUUAACAAAUAUUUUGUACUUGUUGAUAAAAUUAAUAAAAUUAUAUGUAACAUGUAA
Molecule: messenger RNA, 1813 nt
Organism: Bombus terrestris (buff-tailed bumblebee)
Lineage: Eukaryota; Metazoa; Arthropoda; Insecta; Hymenoptera; Apidae
Exons: 4
Coding region: 924-1355 (143 amino acids)
Source: RefSeq, a predicted model, not a curated record